This is a messenger RNA of Sphaeramia orbicularis (orbiculate cardinalfish), 3596 nucleotides long. It is a transcript of the gene slc25a44b, whose product is annotated as solute carrier family 25 member 44b. Lineage: Eukaryota; Metazoa; Chordata; Actinopteri; Kurtiformes; Apogonidae. The record is from RefSeq and is a predicted model, not a curated record. Gene Ontology annotation, cellular component: mitochondrion. Gene Ontology annotation, molecular function: branched-chain amino acid transmembrane transporter activity. Bases 256 to 1203 code for a protein of 315 amino acids. The transcript is spliced from 4 exons. Gene Ontology annotation, biological process: branched-chain amino acid transport; branched-chain amino acid catabolic process.
CUGUUUGAUCCUCAUGGCGUUUUGAAUGAGACGGAACAGACCUGACAUUUAGCCGACUGGCUAAAUGCUACGUAGGUGUAAUAAUCUACCGUUCAUUUAAUCCGUUUGGAUGUUGUUGUUCGGGAUUGUGUUCGCAUUUCUAGUCGGCUGUUGACAUGAUGUGUGUAGUCAGACUGAUGUUAAGGACUCUGAAAUGAAAUACACAUCCGUGUGAGAAGGAAUCUUUCUGAUGAGGGGGCUCCUACUGCUGGCAGGAUGCAGCAGAAGAGGAACAUCCAGAUCAUUGAGUGGGAGGACCUGGACAAAAGGAAGUUCUACUCUUUUGGGGUGUUCAUGACCAUGACCAUCCGGGCCACCGUCUACCCGGCCACGCUCAUCCGCACUCGACUGCAGGUGCAAAGGGGGAAAUCACUUUACAGUGGCACUUUUGACGCCUUUUUUAAGAUCUUGCGGGUGGAGGGUGUCCGAGGCCUGUACCGCGGCUUCAUGGUCAACACGUUCACCCUUAUCUCAGGUCAGGCGUACAUCACCACGUAUGAGCUGGUGAGGAAGUACGUCUCCCACUAUUCUGAGGAUAACACGGUGAAGUCGCUGGUGGCCGGUGGCUCCGCCUCUCUGGUGGCUCAGAGCAUCACUGUUCCUAUAGAUGUUGUCUCCCAGCAGCUGAUGAUGCAGGGACAAGGGGAGUACCUCACCCGCUUUCGACUUAAUUCUAACACAGACUCUGGAAAACCCAAAAGAGUUUUUGGCCAAACCAGGAACAUUAUGGCUCAGAUUUUUGCUGCUGAUGGUUUCCGGGGCUUCUACAGGGGAUAUGUGGCAUCUUUACUCACCUAUAUCCCAAAUAGUGCUGUGUGGUGGCCGUUUUACCAUUUUUAUGCUGAGCAGCUCUCUAAACUGGCUCCCAGUGACUGCCCUCAUCUGAUUCUUCAGGCUAUGGCCGGACCACUCGCUGCUGCCACUGCAUCUACUGUCACAAACCCAAUGGAUGUGGUUCGGGCCAGAGUACAGGUUGAAGGUAGGACUUCAGUGGUCGAGACGUUCAGACAGCUGAUCGCAGAGGAAGGAUUCUGGGGAAUGACCAAGGGACUGUCAGCACGCAUCAUUUCCUCCACACCCACUGCCAUCGUCAUGGUGGUCGGCUAUGAGACGCUAAAAAAACUGAGUCUCCGACCGGAGCUGGUGGAUUCCAGACACUGGUAAAAAAAAAAAAAAAAACCUGCACUGCCUAGUUCUGUACAUGGACCAUGUGGCAUUUUAGUCCUGACUUAGACUUUGUAUGAAAGCAGUGGACGGGGGGAAAGACCACCUGGGGAACAAAAUGGAAACAGACACACUCCUCGUUCAUGAUAAGAUGAGCUUCAUUUAAAGACGCACUAAGGAAAAAGAGCCAAGUUUUCCAACAUUAAAUUACAUUAGAUUUCAUGUUGAGUGAGCCCUAGAUUCAUAUGCAUUAUCAGUUGUUCUGCAGCUACACCAGGUUUGUGCUUUUCAGAGAAGUUAUAGGUGGUCACUGCGAUGUUUUAACUGUACAGACUAUACUUUUAUUUUUGUCCUUUGAAAGUUAAUCUAUGCUCUACAAUCAUGUUUGAACGGUGGGGAAGAGUGGAACUAAUCACUGACAACGCUGCUGCUGUAACCCACGACACUAACCUAUUUUCAGUUGGUUCCUACAUAAAAACCUGGUUUUGAUCAGGGUCGGAGACAGGUCACAUGACUCUUGAUGACACAUCGACCAUUAACAGUAAACAGAUGUUUCCAAAGUGUUGGUUUCCUCACCAAACAGAUCUCCCAUGUCUGCGCCACAGUUUCUUUUCUUUGCCUUUUAAGCUGCUGCCUUCAUAGUGUGAAAUCAAAUCCACUACCUGCUUUUUUUUUUGCUUUUCAUUUCUUCAACGUGAGAAAACCAGCAGUUUUAGACUCUAGUAACAUCCUACAGCCUCUGUGUUCUGGUUCUGUCUGAUUUGCAGUUUUCAAUCCUGAAAUCGUGACUCAAAGUCAUGCAUAGGGUACAACAUUAUGAUGUAUUAACAGUGUUUUUUUAUUAUAAUACUAUGCUUUCUCAUUGGUAUCAUACACAUAAAGUGGACUUCUCCUGUCAUGCUGUUAUGCUGAGGAGAAGUCGGCUGAAGGAUAACAUGGCAGUUUCCCUGUUGUGAGUGCAAUAAUGUAAAUGUUUUAUCCUUUUUCGCACAAAAUGUGAUUGUAUACUUGUAAAUUGUGUGAACAACAUGUCUUUAAAAUGUAGAAAAUCUAAUUUAUUUUCUCUUAUUUUUGGGUUGUUACCACAGAAUCAUCAGAGUUGAAAAUAUCAUUGUAUUUUGGGUUACUCUGUUUAUGUGAUAAUGAUGAAUAAUGUUUAAUUAUUGUGGGUCCCAUGAUGAACUGGGACACUCUUGAGGAUUAAGUGGUUCAGAAAAUGAGUGAAUGAAUGAUUGUUGUGACUUAAAUAUACACAUUGUUCUUUUUAUAUUCAAUGAAUCUUCAGGGAAGGUGGAUGCCAAAUUUACUCAAAUAAAAACUGAGUCUCUCAUCAUGACCCUGGGUCAACAUGAACAAAUAAAGUCUGGUCCCCAAAUGCGAAAAAUAUAGUAAUAGCAAAAAUGCGGAGAAAAAACCCCUUUGCCAUCAAUUUAACCUAUGUUCACCAUUACAUAUUUAAUUUAAUACAGUCAACAAUAUAAACAAUAUGUUCAAUAUCAGUUGUCUUAAGUAUUCUCUGAUUUCAGUCACUGCAGGUGUGUGUGUGUGUGUGUGUGUGUGUGUGUGUGUGUUUUAUCCAAUAGUGAUGGUAAUGCAUUAAGUGCUGUGCUAAGUAAAUUGGAUUCUAUCCACUGAAACUUGAAAAGGCUUCUGUUUUGAAUAGGUUAAGGAAGUGUUGGAUUAAAACCACAAUGAAACGGGUGAAUAAAAGAAUUAAGACUAUUUCUACUUAUUAAACAAAGGAAAUAAGAAAAAGUAGAAUUGUUCUUCAAAUACAGGCCUGGUACCUUCUGCAGCUGAGGGAAAUAAAAGCCUGGGCCACUAUUUGAGGGAAUACGAUGUGGAAAUAUGGAGUAUAACCUCAGAUCUGAUCAGUUUGUAGAGUUGAUGGUAGUUUUUCUUUAAGUUGGUGCAAGUGACAAAGAUGUCACAGCAGAGAUUCUCAUGAUGAAGAGAGGAUGAUGGUGAUAAUGAGAAUGGGCCUGUUCAGUUCCACUGAAGGCACAUUCUUGAGUCUGAUGUUCUUCCACAAAGCCAUAAAAGCCCCUGAAUUCUUCAAUUAGCCUACUUAGAAAUGUACUCAGACUGCACCGAGAUAUGCAGUAACUAGAAACAUUUAAGGGAAACCAGUUUUCAUGCAGAGCUUCACUCUGACUUGUUCUUUCACAGACAUGUUUUACUAACCCCUUCAAACCUCAGAGACGGAAGGGAAACCAUCGUCUGAUGGCUGUCUCAAAUUAAAAUGUUUAUUUUCUUGUCACUUCCAGUCACUCCACAUGUGUGAUUAUGUUGUCACUGAGUCGGCAGUCAUAAGUCAUGUAUUGAAUACAUGUGCUGAUCAUGUGUUGUCCUGAUGUCUUGUUUUCGCUGCAAUAAAACAUGACGCAAUCUGA